UUAGUUAAUAUGUUUCUUAGUCAAUGAUACUAGAAAUGCAUCUGUGUGGCAUUUGGUAAUUGUACAUUUUCUAGAGUGAAAUCUCUUUCUAUUAAUUAAUUAAUUAGUAUAACUAUAAUGUUAUAAUAUAUAUCCUCACCAUUCUUAUAGUACUCAUUUCAUAUACUCUGAGUGUAAUAAGAUGUGCAACAAAAAAAUUUAUGUGAACAUUUUGUUAAUUUUCUACCUCUCAUUAUUUCACAAUGUUUAUGCUUCUCAAACCAAGGAUUUCAAUUUGCAAAUCAAAGCUGUGAACCUUGGAAAUUGGCUAAUUACUGAAGGGUGGAUGAAACCUUCUCUCUUUGAUGGAAUAAAAAACAAUGAUCUUUUGGAUGGAACUCAUGUGCAAUUCAAGUCAGUGAAAUUGCAAAAAUAUCUAUGUGCAGAAAAUGGUGGAGGAACUAUUGUUGUUGCUAACCGCACCAAAGCUUCUGGUUGGGAAACUUUCAGGUUGUGGAGGGUGAAUGAAACAUCAUUCAAUUUGAGAGUGUCUAAUAAGCAAUUUAUUGGAUUGGAAGAUGAAAACAAAUUAGUGGCUGAUAUAGAUUCACCUGGAGACAAAGAAACAUUUGAGAUUGUAAGAAAUAAUGAUGAUCCAAACAGGGUUAAGAUCAGAACACCAAAUGGUCUGUUUCUACAGGCCAUAUCAUCAGAGAGUGUAGUGAAUGCAGAAACAACAGUUUAUGAAGAAUCCAGUUGGGAGGACAGUGACCCUUCUGUCUUUAAAAUGACUGUAUUGACUAGUACCAUUAUAAAAGGAGAAUACCAAAUUACUAAUGGUUAUGGCCCGGAUAAAGCUCCCAAAAUCAUGCGGGAUCAUUGGAAUACGUAUAUAACAGAAGAUGAUUUCAAAUUCAUGUCAGAAAAUGGAUUAAAUACAGUAAGAAUACCCGUUGGAUGGUGGAUAGCUAAGGACCCAACACCACCUAAACCAUUUGUUGGAGGAUCCUUGAAAACACUAGACAAUGCCUUCACAUGGGCACAAAAGUAUGGAAUGAAAGUAAUUGUUGACUUGCAUGCUGCACCAGCUUCACAAAAUGGAAGAGUUCAUAGUGCUACAAGGGAUGGAUAUCGAGAAUGGGGAGAUUCCUACAUUCCUGAUACUGUCGCAACCAUUGAUUUCUUAGCUGAAAGAUAUUCCGAAAGUCCAAGUCUAAUUGCAAUACAACUCAUGAAUGAGCCUUAUGGAGUUGAUUUGGGAAGCCUUAAAAAGUAUUAUCAAGCAGGUUAUGAAGCUGUAAGGAAACACACCUCAAGUGCUUAUGUGAUAAUGUCUAACCCUCUAGAUAGAGACUCAAAAGUGCUUCUACAGUUUGCUAGAGCUUUUGAUAGAGUUGUCAUUGAUGUGCAUUACUACAAUCUAUUUUGGGAUAAGUUUUCAAACAUGAAUGUGAAGCAGAAUAUUGAUUAUAUCAGAUAUAAUAGAGCUUCUGAACUUAGCUCUCUCACCUCAUCUAAUGGACCCCUCAUCUUUGUUGGUGAAUGGAGUGGUGAGUGGAUGGUUAAGAGUGCAUCAAAGGAAGAUUACCAAAAAUUUAUGAAGGUACAAGUGGAUGUAUACUCUCGUGCUACAUUUGGAUGGGCCUAUUGGGCUUACAAAUGUGACUCUAACUACUGGAGCCUUAAGUGGUUGCUUGACAAUAAUUAUGUUAAGUUUUAAUAUCCCCAUAUGCUCUAAGAUUAAGAUUUUUUUUUCAAUUUUAAAGAAAAAGACCAAGAGUGUUCAGUACUUUAUUUGAUAUGUUAAUCAAGUAUAAUUUACAAAAAUAAGAUUAUAUAUGUUAAUCAAGUAUAAUUUACAAAAAUAAGAUUAUGUACCAUUGAUAUUAUAUUUAUUUAUAUACUAAUACAUCUAUCAGUAAUAUAUGCUGACAAAGAUGAGUGUUUUUAC
Trifolium pratense (red clover) is the source of this 1930-nucleotide messenger RNA. RefSeq names its product probable glucan 1,3-beta-glucosidase A. Gene Ontology annotation, cellular component: actin cytoskeleton; cytoplasm. Gene Ontology annotation, biological process: establishment or maintenance of cell polarity; carbohydrate metabolic process; actin filament bundle assembly. The record is from RefSeq and is a predicted model, not a curated record. The coding region runs from base 182 to 1699 and encodes 505 amino acids. The transcript has 9 exons. NCBI's taxonomy places the organism in Eukaryota, Viridiplantae, Streptophyta, Magnoliopsida, Fabales, Fabaceae. Gene Ontology annotation, molecular function: hydrolase activity, hydrolyzing O-glycosyl compounds; actin filament binding.